GCUCAUGAUUCCGUUUUUCUCGCGGCCGUCAUGCAACGAGUCAUCGCGAAAUAUCACUUUCUCAACGUCGGGGCUGUGAUUACGGACAACACGCCCGCUAACAAGGCGAUGUGGGCGGACUUGCAGUCCAAGUUUCCGCACACUUUUUUUCACGGGUGCGUGUGUCAUGCCCUGCAUCUGCUGGUCAAGAACAUGGUGAAGAAGAUCAAGUGGCUGAAUCGACUUCAAGACGGCUGCAAGAAGCUUGUGAUCUUCUCUAAGAGCAACCAUAAGUUGUGG
Molecule: messenger RNA, 279 nt
Organism: Phytophthora sojae
Lineage: Eukaryota; Oomycota; Peronosporomycetes; Peronosporales; Peronosporaceae
Exons: 1
Source: RefSeq, a predicted model, not a curated record